Messenger RNA from Biomphalaria glabrata, 3974 nucleotides. Its product is annotated as fibrous sheath-interacting protein 1-like. Lineage: Eukaryota; Metazoa; Mollusca; Gastropoda; Planorbidae. The record is from RefSeq and is a predicted model, not a curated record. The coding region runs from base 371 to 2692 and encodes 773 amino acids. The transcript has 15 exons.
AAAAACAACACCUAAAAUGGCCACAGCGUCAUGUUGCUAGGAUAAUCGUUAAUAGGCUAUACUAUAUAUAUAUAGUUAGAUGUAGAUUUAAGAGUUACAUUCAUUUUAAUUUUUUUUUUAAAUUCUUUAUGCCUGUGUUUACUAAUAAUUUUACCAAUUUUGUUAGCUGUUCAGGUGAAAACAUUGACAAUAGAUCUUCUGAUGUUUGCUUAUAAACCAGGAAACCCUUGGUAUUGUACAUUCACAAGAUGCUCUUGAAAUAGUAGGAAAUGCUAAGAGUCUUGGGCUAUAGGUGUGUUACCUCAGUUGUACAGGUUGAAAAAGCCUAAUCAAUAGCCACAACAGGGAAAAGUGCAAAGAUAACUACACAAUGGAACUACAGCAAUCAAGUCAGGAAAACCUGGCAAUGUCAGAAAGCGAGUCAAGUGAAGAAUAUGAUGAUCUUGAAGAAGUAAACUAUGAAGAGCUUGAUGAUGAUUUGUUCCCUGAUAUGCUGGGAGAUUUGGAAAUCAAAGAUUUGGAUGAGGAAACACGCAAUUUUAUAAGUUCCAUAUUUUUUAAAGAUGACUCAGAUAACAAUGAUUCUACAGAUUCAAAAAAGCAAGGAACUGAAGACAGUCUGAUACAAGCACCGGUUAUUUUUAAUGGAGAAAAACAAAAUGUUGAGGAAGAUGAUGAAGUAGAACAAGAUGAUGAUGAUGAUGAUGAUAUUGACAGUGAAGAAGAAAAGAACAUUUUGCAAGGCAUUAAAGAAGAAAUUGAGACUAAGGUACGUGAAGAAAUGAAGGAAGAGUUGAAUGGUUUCCAGGCUCGGAUACAAGCUCUGGAAUGUGAAAUUAAGUCUGAUAUCAAUAUAGACACUGAUGAUGAAAUGGACCCAAAGCUAAGGGAGGCUAUUAUCAAAAUGAAUAAAUUGGAUAAGAUUUUGAAAAAAAAAGUUAAACAAGAGAAAGAGGUCAAAAAAGAAAGAUUACUCUUAGAGAGAAGGAUUCGCAAAGAAAUUGGAGAGUUGGAACAAGGAGGUUCUCAUGUAAGGGAGAUAAAACUCAAUACUGAGAAAUUUUUAUCAUUGGAAUUGCCUCCAAGUCAUAAUGAAGGAAUCAAGCUUGAUGAUGAAGUAAAAGUUUUCCCCCCUGUGUUUCAAACUCAAAUUGAUGAAGAUUUACUUAAACAAUCAAAGAGUGGGAACAACAAAACCAGCGACAGUAAUCAUCUGGAUAAGAGUACGACAGAAUCAAGAAUUUCAACCUCUAGACAAAGUGAUAGAUCAGGCACAAGUAUGUCAAAGGUUGGAUCAAAGUCAAAUAAAUCAAAAAACUUCAUCAAACGAAAUAAAAAGUUAGCCUCACAAGCUGAUGAACCCAUUGCUAUGACAGAUGAUGAAAAGAGAAGACUAAAAGAACUUCUAGAUGGAAUAGAUGACUUACCAGAUGUAGAAAACAUCGAUGAAAGUCAAGAGACUCGAUUACAGAUUUCUCUACAACCAGGUGAAGGCUUCUGUCCUGACAGCAUGGACAAAAAGAAUUUGGUUGAUAUUGAUGAGAGAUUGAAAAGCAUAAUGCCAGAAGAGGAAUUCAACUUUUUAAUGUCAACCAAUGACAAAAUGUCUAGUCACUUGAUUCCACAAACUCCAAUUUUCACCAAAGUUGGUGUCAAAUCAUUUCUUAAAGUGGACCCUGGAGAACAAGCACUGUUUGAAACCAAAGAGGAAAGGGAGCUAAAUGCUAGACUUCUUACUAUUGAAAAAGACUUAGAAAAGUUUAAAGUAACUCAGGAAAUGGAGGAGGACAUGGAAAAACAUUUGACAGAUGAGCAGUUAGACAGACUGUUAGAUGAAUGUGUUCGGAAUCUAUCAAGAUCAUCAUAUCUUGAAUCACCUGAUGUUUCAGCCAGAUCCCAGCAAUCAUCUCGUCAGCACUUUUUUGAGAAUCCACCUAAACUGACGGAGGAACAACUACAACAGCUUCUUUCUGAGGCUCAUUUUCCUAUGAGCAGUAAAUUGUUGGCAAUCAAGGAACAGGAUGAUGAUUCCCAGGAUGAGGACAACUACUUUGACACUAUUAGCGCUGAUACAUGGAAAGCUAUAAAAGAUGCUCAGCCUCUCAUGCCAGAAGAUGGGAAUGACAAACAGAGCAACAGCAACACUAGCAAAAAAGCCCAUGCUGUUGUCAACAUAAAAGAUCAAACACUGUGUAGUCUCAACAAGAACAUGUCAGCAAACAACGAUAAUGACCUACGCAGAUCAUUCAGCUCCGAGUCUUACAAGUACAAUUCCUGGUCAGGUCCUUGGGAUCAUAUCCCUGGCUCCUUGGGGGCCUAUUCUGUCAAUGAUACUGACAACAAUGUUCUACAGUCCAUCAGUGACUCUGCUUGUGGGAAAUCAUCAGAAGAUUUUAAAAGGUUUCCUAAAAUCUCCAGAUCGUGCAUAGAUUUUACAGCAGACGUUUCCAGAGGCAGCACAUCAGUGUCUUCGCUGUCACAAGACAGCUCUGAUAAUGAAGCUCACUCUGUGAGACUUCCUUUACUGUCAUCAAGUUCAUUUCUCAUUCAUGCCCAGCAAGGUCUAAACACUGAAGAAAUGAAGUAUAAAAGUAGCGUGAAGAGACCUGUUCUGACAGUGAAGAAUGACUUAACAGACACUCCUGCAGAUUAUUCAGAUAACAAAAAAAGAGCUUUUGAAAAUCAGACUUGAAAUCUCUCCUCAAAAACUUAUUUAAUUUAAUAUGGUUUGCUUUCUUAGAAGUUAUUUAUAAUCACAAUCACAUAUAGUGGUCAAUAACUUCUUUAAAAAGCAUAUUGAAUGUUAUGAAUAAUUUCACAUAAAGCUUGUGAUAUUUUGCAAGAUCAAUAUAAUUUUCAAAUGAUACAAAAUUCGUCUAGCUCCACAUAACCAUUCAUUGAAUGUUAUAAUUUUCACUCUGUCAUUAUAUUUAUUAAAAAAGUGCCAUUGUUAACUCUUCAGGCAAUUGUGAACCAUAUAAAUUAUGAGAAGCUUAACUCAAGAGGAAGUUUUAUUCUGAAAAUUAUGUCAAUGUUUGGAUGGCUCACAAAGCUUACCUUUAUUCUGUUUUUUUGGAUCUGAAGAUGCAAUAAUUGAAAUAAAUCCUUAUGAUUAUAAAAUUGUUUAACAUAAUAUAUAUGCUUUUUUGAAGGUUUCAAGAUGAAAUAAUAAUCUCUUUAAAAAUUUACAUUUAUAACAUGAUGAAAUAAAGACAUUGGGAGUAGGCCUAUUUCUAGAAGUCAUAACUUACAUAACUCAAUGAGUUAAAAGGUUUUACAAGCCUCUUUAGGGGAUCCACCUGGUGUUUUAAAUUUAUGCUUUGGAUAUCUUUUUUUUUAUUAGCUUUGGUCCCUUAGCAACAUUAUUUUAUUUUGUGUAAUAAUUAUAAUAAAAACAAAAUUGUUUGCUUAAAAGUUCUCCAAAAGUACUUUGAACUGACAUUAGACCAUUGAUGCUACUGAUGACAAACAAAAAUCUUCGCCAAUGUCUGUUAUCUAAUAAUUUUACUUUAGAUAUUAAAACUAUUGGCCAAGUGAAUACCUGCUUAAAAACAAAAAAACAGCCUUUCAAUAUUUAUUUACAAGAGUUCCUUAUUGAUGAAAGUAUUAUUAAACUUUAAAAAAAUAAAUGUGGGAUGAUUCUACAACAACUCGUUUUACAGUAAGAAUUUGUUUUAGAAAUGCAUAUUUACUGUACUUACAGUAUUAAUGGUAAAAUUUGCAGUAUUAUUUCUGAAAUUGAGAUAUAUGUUAUAGCCCAUUAUAAAUAUUUAUUUUCAUUGAAAUACUUGUUUUGAACUGCCCUCCAAUUGAUCAGAAGUAAAAGGAAUAAGUGAAUAUUGGUAUCUACCAAACAAACAAACAAAAUGUACUAAUGACAUAAAAAAUUUCUAUAUAGAAUUUGAUAACCAAUUAUUUAUCUGUUUUAAAAUCACACUGUAAAUAACGAGUGAUGUACAAAGAUAGUUUUAAAA